Molecule: messenger RNA, 495 nt
Organism: Histoplasma capsulatum G186AR
Lineage: Eukaryota; Fungi; Ascomycota; Eurotiomycetes; Onygenales; Ajellomycetaceae
Exons: 3
Coding region: 1-495 (164 amino acids)
Source: RefSeq, a predicted model, not a curated record
AUGUCAUGUCUGGGGGACACAAUGGAACAAACGGUGUUGCGACCCAAGGAGGGAUGUGCCUGCGAACCAGGCGUUAGGGCUGGCAUGAUCCUGAGUUGGGGACACGGACCCCGUACAGGCACUAUCAUACUACGGAGGAGAGAUGUAAGUAAUUGUUCUCCGAACACAAAACACAAGGCGACCAUCCACGGACUCUAUGAUUUGGGUUCUUACAGCCACGACAUCACUGCCAUCUGCCCCCGCAAAAAGGAGCGUGGCAUUAGAAGUUCACUCUGGCUGUGGCAGUAUCGGCCGUCAGCACAGCCCCCUGCCGCCCAGCCAGGGGGGAAUCGCAAAGGGGGUGACUGCGAGGGUACAUCCAUCGCCAUACAGGGUCGCGGCGCCCGACAUGUCACUGCAAGGUCACCUACAGGUCUCACCGGCGGCUGUCUGGCCUGGCCUGGCCUGGGCCACGGGGGCUCUCCAAAGCCGCCAAAUUUCCCGUCUCUGGGCUGA